This is a messenger RNA of Schistosoma guineensis, 1450 nucleotides long. Lineage: Eukaryota; Metazoa; Platyhelminthes; Trematoda; Strigeidida; Schistosomatidae. The record is from the annotation of a GenBank genome assembly.
ACACUUUUAAAUAUCUCAUUUAGAAUACUUGUUUUUACAAAUAAUCAUGACAAGCGUCCUUCCUUCAAGAAAUCCAGAGGGAACAUACAGUUUUGCUAGUCAGCCUAAAGUGGUAGCAAGGAGAAAAAUUUAUCGGGAGAAUAUAGAAGAAGAUAUAAACAGUAACUACGGAAAUAUCAUGUACGAUAGGAGAGUAAUCAGAGGAAACACAUACGCUUUGCAUGUAUUGCCUGCUCAUGCUCAGGCCGAUCCUAUUGAAAUUCAGAAACAAAUAGAAAGGAAACGUAACGCUAUUGCUCGUCGUAGAAUGCGUGAAGAACUCAGACCGAAAUCCCCAUUACCUCUAGAUGGUAGACUUCAUCAACCAGUUCAGACCGAACUUUACUUGGAAGCUCUUACGGAACAAAUCGAAGAAGCAGAUGAAACUUGUCAGACCGAUGACUUUCUGGACAGACCACCUACUCCACUUUACGUACCAGCCAAAGUUGGUGUGGAUGUAAUGACUCAAAUAUAUGAAGGAGAUCUUUUUGACUUUGAUUUAGAAGUUACACCAAUAUUAGAAGUUUUGAUUGGUAAAACAAUUGAACAAUCUUUACUCGAAAUUGCGGAAGAAGAAGAAUUAGCUAGUAUACGUGCUCAACAGAAUGCUUUUGAAGAAAUACGUCAAGCUGAUCUUUUAGAAGUUGCUAGACUUACAGAGCGUGAAAGACGUAUACAAGAAGAAAAAGAACGACGUAAAGCUCAAUAUCUAGCUGUAAUUGAACAAGAAAAAGAAUUGACUACAAAAGUUGCUGCACAAGCAUUUGCUAAAGCCUAUUUAGCUGACUUACAAACACAUGUAUUUAAUAAUUUAACCGAAACCGGUUACUUUUAUGAUCCAGUUGAAAGAGAUAUUGAAGAAGGAUUUUUACCUUGGCUCAUGGAACAAAUCGAUGAAGAACUUGAAUUAUGGAAUGAUGCUUGUCUAUUAUUAGAUGGAAUGAUUAGAGAAGUUGUUCAGGAAAGACACCAUGAAUAUCGGCAAUUAGAACUAAUGGCCGCUGAAAUGGCGUUAAUGCAAGAAGCAGGUGCUGCUUUAACAGGUCAAUCAGACCAACCAGAACCAAGUGAUGAGCUUACCGAAAAUAGCAAAAUUGAAAAUAUUAUUGAAUCUUCUUUUGAUAAAGAACCAGGAGAAGAAGAAGACGAAGAAGAACAAACUGAAAAGGAUGACCGAAACGAUGAAGGUGAAAUACAGGCGGAAGGGGAGAAAGAUGAACCGAAUAGCGAAAUGAACGAUCAGAAUGGUGAUGAAAUAGAUGAAGAAUAAUGUCACGUUGACAAUUGGAAUAUUUGGUUACACUGAAUAACUGGGAUCUACGGAAUGUGAUUACUUAUUUUAUCUUGCAGAAACUAUAUGUACAAAUAUCAAAUAUUUAUUUACUUAAUGAAAUACAAUAGAAUGAGCGAA